Drosophila suzukii is the source of this 362-nucleotide messenger RNA. RefSeq lists its product as uncharacterized. NCBI's taxonomy places the organism in Eukaryota, Metazoa, Arthropoda, Insecta, Diptera, Drosophilidae. The record is from RefSeq and is a predicted model, not a curated record.
UAGUCCACCAUUUCUGGUAGCGAUAAGGAGCUGCUCUGGGGUAUAAAAGCUGUUGCACUUUGGGGAGAUCUCAUGUUCAGAAUAUCUGCCGAGAUGAAGUUAUUGGCUGUUCUUUUUGCCGUGCUGGUUGUUGUCGUGAUGACAGCCAUUCCCGUUUUUGGAAAUAUUCCCCAGUGUCCUCCCACCGAUGAUGUAGCUCAAGGCGGUAGCUACCCCAUCACAGAACUAAUGCGAAAUGGUCGAAGACCUCCUGUCUAUAAUACCGGAAGGAAUGGAAAGUAGAACCAGGACAGAAAUUUUUGAAGUGGAAAUAAAAUGACACCCUUUUGACCUCUCUAAGUAAAGAGUGCGUUUUAAACUUG